Messenger RNA from Nannospalax galili (Upper Galilee mountains blind mole rat), 1101 nucleotides. It is a transcript of the gene Cxcr5, whose product is annotated as C-X-C motif chemokine receptor 5. The coding region runs from base 1 to 1101 and encodes 366 amino acids. Gene Ontology annotation, molecular function: C-X-C chemokine receptor activity. Gene Ontology annotation, biological process: lymph node development; G protein-coupled receptor signaling pathway; immune response. Lineage: Eukaryota; Metazoa; Chordata; Mammalia; Rodentia; Spalacidae. Gene Ontology annotation, cellular component: membrane. The transcript is spliced from 2 exons. The record is from RefSeq and is a predicted model, not a curated record.
AUGGACUUCACCAAUUACAACCUGGAGGACCUGUACAAGGCAUUUGCCAUCGACAUUAACAGCACAGAGAUCCCCGUGCUAGAGAGUCACUUCUGCUCCACAGUGGAGGGACCUCUACUCACUUCCUUCAAGGCAGUGUUCGUGCCUGUGGCCUACAGCCUCAUCUUCCUUCUGGGUAUGAUCGGCAACAUCCUGGUGCUCGUGAUCCUGGAGCGACAUCGGCAGACACGGAAUUCCACUGAGACCUUCUUGUUCCACCUGGCGGUGGCCGACCUUCUACUGGUCUUUAUUCUGCCUUUUGCUGUGGCCGAGGGCUGGGUGGGCUGGGUGCUAGGGACCUUCCUUUGCAAAACCGUGAUCUCCCUGCACAAGAUCAAUUUCUACUGCAGCAGCCUCCUGCUGGCCUGCAUCGCUGUGGACCGUUACCAGGCCAUUGUCCACGCUGUCCAUGCCUACCGCCACCGUCGCCUCCUCUCCAUCCAUAUCACCUGUGCAACUAUCUGGCUAGCUGGCUUCCUGUUCGCUUUGCCAGAGAUUCUCUUUGCCAAGGUCAGUCAACCCUAUAACAAUGACUCCCUGCCACACUGCAUGUUCUCCCAAGAGAACGAAGCUGAAACCAGAGCCUGGUACACCUCCCGCUUUCUCUACCAUAUUGGGGGCUUCCUGCUGCCCAUGUUGGUGAUGGGCUGGUGCUACGUGGGGGUCGUACACAGGCUAUGCCAGGCCCAGCGGCGCCCUCAGCGGCAGAAGGCAGUCAGAGUGGCCAUCUUAGUGACAAGCAUCUUCUUUCUCUGUUGGUCACCCUAUCACAUUGUCAUCUUCCUAGACACACUGGAGAGGCUGAACGCUGUGGAUAACAGCUGCAAGAUGAAUAGCUAUCUCCCCGUGGCCAUCACCACAUGUGAAUUCCUGGGCCUGGCCCACUGCUGCCUCAACCCUAUGCUUUAUACCUUCGCAGGAGUGAAGUUCCGCAAUGACCUGUCUCGGCUUCUGACCAAGCUGGGCUGUGCUGGCCCAGCCUCCCUAUGCCAGCUCUUUCCCAGCUGGCGUAAGAGCAGUCUCUCUGAGUCAGAGAAUGCCACCUCCCUCACCACCUUCUAG